Mya arenaria is the source of this 1326-nucleotide messenger RNA. Its product is annotated as sushi, von Willebrand factor type A, EGF and pentraxin domain-containing protein 1-like. Bases 70 to 1194 code for a protein of 374 amino acids. Gene Ontology annotation, molecular function: Notch binding. Lineage: Eukaryota; Metazoa; Mollusca; Bivalvia; Myida; Myidae. The record is from RefSeq and is a predicted model, not a curated record. The transcript has 12 exons.
GUUGGGUCUAUAAAGACAUAGUUUUUCUAUAUUCGCUUCACGUUUUGAGUGAUUUUGUAACUGAUAAACAUGUUAUUUGUGGUGGUGUUAAACCUAUUUUUCUUAGGCCCUUUAAUAACCAAGGCUGAACAAGUGCCAAGAUGCCCUAAAGUUAUGACAGUAAACGGAGAAGUGACCUACAUUGGAGACAGAGAGAGAUACACUUAUGCAAAUAUUACUUGCGAUGAAGGCUAUAGUGUGGGAAAAGAUGGGGUGGAAACAGUUCAAUGUCUUCAAAGUCUUCAAUGGGAAAGCACUUUGCAUUGUUACAAAAGGUGUUUUCAGAAAGAUGUAAGACUUUCGAGCAGGAUGAUCAUUCAUCAAAAGAGAAAAUAUGUGGAGCAUGGUCAGUCUGUCCAUUUAUCAUGCAAGGACGGGUAUGAACACAGUCUGGCAAUCGACCCAGAUUUAAUGUGCAGCUCUGGUGAACUCAAAGGGACAAAACCACAUUGUAUACCAAAACCUUGUGAUACCCCUACAAUACAAAAUGGUAUAUUGCGCAGUGGAUAUUUGAACAGGAAUAUUUAUUCUAGAGCAACCAUUAUGAGCGGACGAAUGGUGUCAGUAUCAUGCGAGGAAGAUUUCUUUUUGUAUGAUAACAGCAAGAACGAAUUUAUAAAGGAGCGUUUCUUGUUCGUAAAAUGUUCCCUCGGAAACAUAAAGACCAUACCAUCAUGCAGAAAAAAGAGUUGUGAGUUUCCAGACGAUUCAUACGCCUCAUAUUAUGUUAAUGGAGAAAAAUAUAUCGCAAACACAAUCUCUCAUGAAGAAAAGGUCCGUGUCGAAUGUGAAUAUGGUACUAGUAUUACAGUGUCCUCAGAUGUAAGAACAUGUUGGAAUGGUGCCUGGAAACCAGGAGAGGAAUUCCCAGUUUGUGCACCAGCCCUUUGUGACGGUGGAUGUCAAAACGGUGGGACAUGUACCUCCCCAAACAGGUGCACAUGUCCAGAUGGAUUUUCGGGCAGUCAUUGCGAAACAGCUCUUUGUCCCGGGCAAUGUCAAAACGGUGGAACAUGUAUCUCUCCAAACAGGUGCAGCUGUCCGUAUGGAUUAUCUGGCAGUCGUUGCGAAACAGUCAAGCUCUCAUGCAUUAAUAUGCAUAGUUUUAUCCUUUUUAAUCACCUAUUGAUGUAUAUCGCAAUUCACUCUGUGUGACGGUGGAUGUCAGAACGGUGGGACAUGUACUUCCCCAAACAAGUGUAGCUGUCCGGAUGGACUCUCUGGCAGCCGUUGCGAAUCAGCUCUGUGUGACGGUGGAUGUAAAAACGGUGGGACAUGUAUCUCCCC